CGCCAAUGUAGCCUAGCCUAUAGCCUACUAAACCUUUCAAUCAUUACCUUCCUUAUCGCGUGUCACUCGUCGCUUCCUCGUACCCGACCCUUCCUUCCUGGUACUGGCCUGGACUCGCUGAGUGCCACUAACGGUGGGCAUGGCCAACUUUUCCUGUGUGGAGGAACAGUACAUGUACAGCCCAAGAUGAGGGUGAUCAUUUGCUGCAGUGCUAUACUGCUUCUCGUCCUCAUUCCCAGGUUCUGUCAGGGUGGCAACAUCUUGGUCUUUCCCACCGAAGGCAGCCACUGGAUAAACAUGGAUAUUCUACUUCAAGCUUUGCACUCAAAAGGACACAAUGUUACUAUCGUGCGUUCUAGCAAAAGCUGGUACAUUAAGGAGAAAUCGCCUUAUUACAAUUCCUAUACAGUCCAAGUGGAGAGAAGCUUGGAUCAAAAGUUCAUUACAGAAUUCAUAUCUAAGGCCAUAGCAUUUGAAAGAGGGGCUCUUCCCUUGACAAGUUUUCUCCAGAUGACUUUAGGAAUGAUUGGCACAAUUAUUGAUGCUCACGCAGUUGUGGGUGAAUAUGUAUCUGCAAUGCUAGAUGACAAAGACUUGAUGAAAAACAUGAAGGACAGCAGGUUUGACGUGGUACUCACCGACCCCUGCUGGGGCGGUGGAAUCAUUUUGGCCAAAUAUUUGAACCUUCCUUUGGUUUAUAAUGUUAGGUGGGUAAUAGCUGGAGAGGGUCAUCUUGACAUUGCUCCUUCACCUUUAUCAUAUAUUCCUAUAACGGGAUCUGGAAGCACUGAUAAGAUGACCUUUUUUCAGAGAGUUAAAAACAUUGGUUUGCAUCUAAUUAACCUGGCACAAAAUCAGCUGGUGACAAAGGUUGUAUACCAGAAAAUGUGUGACAAAUAUCUUGGGCCCCAUAAUGACUUUAACCAGUUAGUGCUUGAUGCAGACAUUUGGCUCAUGAGAAUGGACUUUGUCUUUGAGUUCCCUCGACCCACCAUGCCUAAUGUUGUCUAUAUGGGAGGGUUCCAAUGCAAACCAGCAAAACCUCUUCCUGAACACCUGGAGGAGUUUGUACAGAGUUCUGGGGAUUAUGGGGUCAUCCUCAUGUCUCUGGGGACUUUUGUGAGUGAACUUCCUGCUGAUAUGGCAAACGUGAUCGCUGCAGCUUUUGCUAAAUUACCCCAGAAAGUCAUAUGGAGAUAUAAAGGUGACAGACCAGCCACUCUGGGCAACAACACUUUACUAGUCGACUGGAUGCCACAGAAUGAUCUUUUAGGACAUCCCAAGAUAAAACUAUUUGUAGCUCAUGGAGGAACAAACGGCGUUCAAGAAUCAAUGUAUCACGGAGUCCCAGUUGUGGGUCUACCCUUGUUUUUCGACCAAUAUGACAACUUGCUGCGCCUAAAAGAGAGAGGGGCGGCUACACUUCUUACCCUUAAUACAGUGGAUAAAGACAACAACUUCCUGGAGGCCAUACAGGAAGUCCUGAAUGAGCCCUCCUACAGGAUGAACAUGCAGAGACUCUCCAGGCUGCACAGAGAUCAGCCAAUGAAGCCACUGGAGAAGGCCCUCUUCUGGAUAGAGUUUGUCAUGAGACACAAAGGUGCAGCUCACCUGAAAGCAGAGUCCUACAGGAUGCCCUGGUACUCCUACCACUCUGUAGAUGUUGUUUUGUUCCUGGCUGGAGCUGUGCUACUAAUACUAUCUACUAUUUUCCUUUUCAUCUGGUGUUUGUACACUACAAUGUGUAAACACAAAGUGAAACGUGACUAAUCACUUAAGGGAUAUACAUUUUUAAAAACAAAGUUAUCAAUAUAAAAAUUGAUUUGGGGAUUCAUUUAACAGAUUAUUAUGAGAUUUGUUUGACUGGCCAAUUUAAAUUGCAUGUUGGUUGUUAAUAGGCAACAGCAUUAUUUUGCAUGUUUUUUUAUUUAGUUUGAUUAUAUUCAUAUAAGUUUUUGUAUUAAAUAAAUAGAUGAUGUGACUAUUUUCAUAACCAACACUGAAGU
Messenger RNA from Etheostoma cragini (Arkansas darter), 2006 nucleotides. Its product is annotated as UDP-glucuronosyltransferase 2A1-like. The transcript is spliced from 2 exons. NCBI's taxonomy places the organism in Eukaryota, Metazoa, Chordata, Actinopteri, Perciformes, Percidae. Gene Ontology annotation, molecular function: UDP-glycosyltransferase activity. Bases 187 to 1770 code for a protein of 527 amino acids. The record is from RefSeq and is a predicted model, not a curated record.